This is a messenger RNA of Odontomachus brunneus, 2838 nucleotides long. RefSeq names its product N-acetylglucosaminyl-phosphatidylinositol biosynthetic protein (gene PIG-A). Gene Ontology annotation, biological process: GPI anchor biosynthetic process. Gene Ontology annotation, cellular component: glycosylphosphatidylinositol-N-acetylglucosaminyltransferase (GPI-GnT) complex. Bases 641 to 2059 code for a protein of 472 amino acids. NCBI's taxonomy places the organism in Eukaryota, Metazoa, Arthropoda, Insecta, Hymenoptera, Formicidae. Gene Ontology annotation, molecular function: phosphatidylinositol N-acetylglucosaminyltransferase activity. The record is from RefSeq and is a predicted model, not a curated record. The transcript is spliced from 7 exons.
UGUGUGUGUGUGUGUGUGUGUGUGGUAGCUUGAAGCCCAUAUCGGACUAGAAAUUGGAAAUUGAGGAGUGCGAAUUAAAGAUUAGAUUUUGAUGAAUCAACAUACUUCUUGAUUUUAGGUCAAAUUUAAUCUUCAAUCUAUAGUCUCUUUCUCUCUCUCUAUCUGCUACUGGCAUGACGUCACUUUUGCACGCAUGCGCGACAUCAAGGAAACGAAGUAAAAAGAGUCUCACCGACUCAUCAAACCGAUGGUGUCGCAUUCUACGGGGAAUUAUUUGUAGCUUUAUCGCAAAUGAUAUUAUCGACUUAUAGUAAAUUUGAAUACGUCGAUAAUCUUAUCGUACACGGAUGAUCACCGUCCAACAUAGAUGUCAGAAGUGUACUUCCCGAAUCGAAUGAUUGAGGAUUGGUUGAAUAUUGUCAAAACUACGAAUACAAAUUAUUACAAAAAAGGAAAAUGAGAUCAUUUUUAUACAUGAUGCAGAUGAAUCAUCUGUGAAAAGUGUGCAAUAUUGAUGGAACUGAAGAAAUGUGAUAGUUGUCUCGUUUGUAUUUCGACACAACAUUCCCUGAUGCUCCAUUAACCUUGUACAGCAACGAUAUAUUGAUAAUAUAACUCUAACAAUGUGAUAGAUCUUUAAAUGACUCUGCACGCGACACCAGCUUCACCGACGAUAUUGCGAUACAGCAAGCGUCACAUCAAGCAGUAUGAAUCAUGUAUGGGUGUAAAAAUGAGUGGUGUAAAGCAUAAGAUAUGCAUGGUCUCGGAUUUCUUUUAUCCAAACAUGGGCGGCGUCGAGGAGCACAUUUUCAAUUUAUCCCAAUGCUUGCUAGAGCUUGGACAUAAAGUGGUAAUACUUACGCACUCCUAUGGUGAUAGAGUAGGAGUACGGUACAUGACAAACGGUUUAAAAGUAUAUUACAUUCCUGUAAAAGUGUUCUACAAUCAGUGUGUGCUUCCAACGAUGAUAUGUUCUCUUCCGCUCAUUAGAUACAUCUUCAUAAGAGAAGACAUACAGAUAAUACAUGGCCAUUCUGCAUUCUCUGCUUUAGCACAUGAGGGGAUGUUGAUUGGUAGAUUAAUGGGACUGAAAACCGUUUUCACGGAUCAUUCUCUUUUUGGCUUCGCGGACGCCUCUGCUAUUCUGACGAAUAAAUUUCUUGAGAUAUCACUGGUCGACUGCGAUCAUUGUAUAUGCGUGUCUCAUACUGGGAAGGAAAAUACAGUAUUACGAGCGAAAGUGCAGAAAGAGAAAGUCUCAGUUAUUCCAAAUGCUGUGGACACCACGUUAUUCACACCUGAUAUCAGUAAACGGAGUAAUGAUUUUAUUACCAUAGUGAUAGUAUCACGAUUAGUGCACAGGAAAGGUGUUGACCUCCUAGCCCAUAUAAUACCUGAGAUUUGUUCGCGGCAUAAGAACGUACAAUUCUUAAUUGGUGGAGACGGCCCAAAGAGAUGGCUUAUAGAGGAAGUGCGAGAAAGAAACUUGUUACAGCACCGAGUUACCUUGUUGGGCAGCUUGGAGCACUCGCAAGUUAGGCAUGUCCUGAACAAGGGUCACAUCUUUCUAAACACAAGUCUUACGGAGGCUUAUUGUAUGGCUAUUGUAGAAGCAGCUUCUUGCGGUUUGCAAGUAGUGUCGACGAAGGUUGGUGGAAUCCCAGAGGUCUUGCCAGCGGAUUUGAUUUAUCUCGUGGAACCCACCGUACCCGCGUUAAUCGAAGGACUGGAAACAGCCAUAGCGGAUUAUAAGAAGGGCAACGUCAGAUGUCCAUUCGAGUUGCACAGGAGCAUAGGCUUGUUCUACAAUUGGUUCAAUAUUACUAAACGUACCGAAAUAGUGUAUAAUUUAGUGAAAUGCGAGACCAAGAAGAAUCUGGGACAGCAGUUGAAGAAUCAAAUACGAAGUGGUGUAUUGGCCUACUUGCUCGUAGUGUCACUGUGUUAUAUAAUACUACAGAUUUUGGAAUUCCUCGUUCCUAGAAAGUAUAUUGAUAUUGCACGAGAUUAUAGCGAAAUUCAUGUUGUGCCAUCUAAUGGGAAGGGAAAAGAAGAUUAAUCAAUUGCCGACAGCCCGAAAUGUGAACUUCUCUCAAUGUGUUCAAGUAUUUUAUUCUGUACUCUAAAACAUUCCAGAACUCGCGUUUUCCCUGCAAAAAUUAUUGUUACAGGUAAUUGAAGUACUUCUCCAUAAAAAGAACAAUCGUCGUUGCAUUUACCGAUGAAAUUUUUAAGGAAAUAUAUAUAUAUAUAUAUAUAUAUAUAUAAGGAAAUAUAUAUAUAUGUAUAGAUGUUGUACAUAUAUAACAAUGUAACAAAACAUGCGCAAAGUACAAAUGUCAUAAUACUUGUUUGUAGAGUUACAAAUGAUGUAACGUAUCGUGACGAUUUCAUUCACGUCAUCUUGCUCUCGUAAUUGUUAUUGCUUAAAAGUAAACGAUAGCGCUCGACGUGUCGCCUUAUGUUGAACACUAGAUCGUUUAUGAAAAUAAUGUAACUUGUCCAUUAAAUGAUUUUUAUUAUGAUACAUGACAUCGUAUGAAUCAAUGCGUCUGUGUAACAUGUUAUAACAAUUCGAUAACGAUAUUCCAACUGCAACGCCGCUCAAUCCGCAUACAUGCAGUACAUAUGCUUAAGAAAGAUAUUGCAUCACUGACAUUACAAAAUAUCUGUGUGUAUUAGAAAUCGCGCUUACGUUUAAAGCAAUCUGCACUGCCUUUUAAGCAGUUAUGUGUAGCAAUGUGUAGAAUAGAAAGAUUAAUUUAUUCAUGUUCACAUGUUUCAGCACAAUAGUGCAAUUGUCAUAUUUGGCAUUUUUCAUAAAUUACCUUCAAAGUA